AUGCCAAUUGAACUCGACAUUUUACGAGGAAUCCGAACUCUCGCCGCUGCCAUCGGAACUAGUGCAAUACUACUUUUCAUCUUCACCGUCAUCAUCAAUAUCAUCGCCAUGUUUCCCAAAAGAGUCAAUCCCGACAAGCGCAAAACACGUCCUUGGGAACCCGCUCCCGCUGUUAGGAUAGAUGAAUUGCCAGAAGCAGGACAAGAGAUAGUCAAUCAAAGUCGACCCAAAAGGGUAAAGAGACAUGAAACCAAUGAGGGAUUUGUGCUAGAUUACAAUCGUGAUCGUCAAAGUGCACAAAGAUAUAGGGGAAGGGGAAAAGCUUUUACUGAUGAUGGGGAGAUUUGGAGGAGGCAAUUGGAACCUCUUUCGAGAUUGAGACCAACGCCCCUUUCGUUGUGGUCAGAUAAGAAUAAUCCGCCUCAACAUCCGCCACCUGGAGGUCCGUCGGGGUAUCUUCCAGCUCCUCCAGCUCCUCCAGCUCCUCCAGGUCCAGGUGCUGGAGGAGGCAUAACACCCACACCAUCAGCUCCACCACCAGCUCCACCAGCUCUACCACCCGCACCACCAGCUCCACCACCAGCUCCGCCAGCUUCAUCAGCUCCCUCAGGAAUCCCAGGUCCAGGUGCCGGAGGAGUGAUAGCACCCGCACCAACCGCACUACCAGCUCCACCACCAGCUCCACCAGUUCUACCAGCUCCAUCAGCUCCCUCAGGCUCCGGUCCGGGAUGGGGAGUAGGGAUUGCAUCUGCCCCGCCUGCGAUUUCAGGCAUAACUCCCUCAGGGUCGACAAUACCAGACUACAUUGGAUUACCUGAGCCCCCGAUAUCACCCAAUAUAGACUUUUGGAUACCGUGGAAGGCGGGGAACACUGAAUGGGCAAAGAAACUUGCCCGUCAAAGGCAACGCGAUGUCGGCAUCAGUGCUAAUGAGCUACUAAGAUCAUUCAUUGUAUUAAAACAACCUAUUUUCUAUCAAAAGUUUUCUCAACAAUUUAUGAGCGAUCCAGCUCAUAAAGAUGAGUUAUCCGGAGAUACUGGUCAUCCUCACUGGUUUUUCGAAAACAUGCAGUUGGAACAAGUUGGUCGCCAUCCUAAACCUUUUUCAGGGUAUUCUCAGGAAAAAAUCGAUAGAGACAGGUUUGAAAGAACGACCAAGGAAGGACAAGAGGCUUUAAUUUACAGGGCCCGCAAAUCACUAGAAUACGCUCAGGAGUUGUUGAACCUACGGAUAAAGCCACCUGGUAAGACAAGCCUGCCUGCUCCGCCCAAAACUACAACAUCGACUACAGGGAUAGGCGUCACAACCACUAGGCCAUCAGGUAUCGAAGCUUUAUUAGCGUCUUUCCGACCCUCAUCCAGUGCAGCACCAAACCCCCCACCAAUUGGGUCUACAUCUUGGAAUACUACGACAGGAAGUUUUCCAAGUCAGGAUGAGGAAGCAGUUGCAGAGUAUAUCAGAAGAAUGGCAUCUGGUUUGAUCACGGGUUCAUCGAGUCAAGCAGAUCCCAAAACUACAAUUGCACCGUUCUCCUUCAAUCCGUUCGCAGCCACCCCUAGACCUCUUCAAACAUCCCAGCCAACGGUACCUGCUCCAGUGGCUCCGGCUACAUCGGGUGGAGGGCAAUUCGGAGGGACGAAUAAAAUAGCACUUUUAUUACAUAGUCGUAUCGAUCCUUACACUGAUGCUACUACUGCUGCUGAAGUACGGAGGGCUUUCGGUCAGCCGAAUGAUCUCGUCGUUCUUCCUCCCACUAUCAAACAGAAUUUUUCAUUUCACUACGUUUCAGAUUUACAUCUUGAACAGACGAGCUAUACAAAUUUUGACUUUCAACCGCGUGCUCCAUAUUUGAUCCUCGCCGGCGACAUAGGGAAUACUGGUGGAGCACAAAGUGAGACUGAAUAUCGGAAAUUUUUAGCUAGAAUGUGCGCCAAACCACAACUUCAACGAGUUUUUCUCGUAGCUGGAAAUAGAGACUUCUGGCCAUCCAGUAGUUGUACAGUGGAAGGGACAAUAAAGAUGCUUAGAGGCUUUGUAAAGCAUCCAGAUACAUUAGGAAAAUUGGUGUUCCUGGAGAACGACCGCUAUACCAUUCAAGGGAUGGGGGGCAAGCUUGUGAUAUUAGGCUGUACAUUGUGGACUGAAAAACGGAGAGGCGGAGGUCAUGAGCCUCGCGAUCAAAACAACCAGCAAAGAACUGAAAGGCAUUUUGCAUCUUGCGAAUGGAUCAGGAAGGAAACAAAGAAAAUUAGAGACGAUCCCAAAGAGGUUGAAACGCGCAUACUUAUUAUAACGCACAUGCCACCAUCCAAGAGUGGAACUUCGCCUCCUGAACAGACCGCAAAGAAGCUUCGUGACUUCAGUAGUGGAGAUAGCCAUGGUAGUGAUGUUAUUGAUGGCUGCAAGGGACAUGGCUAUGAUCAUAGUACGAUUCAAACUACAAUGCCUCUUUUGGACUGGAGAGACGUUUGGAUUUGGGGCCAUACACAUUGGAAUGAGCCGCGUCACGGGAAACAGAGGCAUGGUGGGAUGAGGUUCGAAUCUAACCAAAGAGGAAAUGCUAGUGGGAACCCCCUUGGCUAUCACCCAAAACCACCAGGUGCUUUUAAGCCGCAAAAAAUCAUUUGGGUUUAA
Messenger RNA from Botrytis byssoidea, 2634 nucleotides. RefSeq lists its product as uncharacterized. The record is from RefSeq and is a predicted model, not a curated record. The transcript has a single exon. Gene Ontology annotation, molecular function: hydrolase activity. Lineage: Eukaryota; Fungi; Ascomycota; Leotiomycetes; Helotiales; Sclerotiniaceae. Bases 1 to 2634 code for a protein of 877 amino acids.